GGAGGUCCCACAGCUUUUGAGCAAAUUAGGGUUCCCGUGUAAAAGCCGCGUCUAUCUUGUUUGGCUUGCUAUUAGCUCUGACGGAUCCACGGAGUUGAAUUGAACGACAUUAUAGUAGAAGCGUGGAUCGUGCUUCAGAGUCAUAGAGACUGCACGUUUUAUUUCAGCACCUUCCCAGCAGUCGCUGAUCGUGUAUAUAUUUUUAAUCGACUCGACCGCCACCUCGUCGUUGCGCCCAUGGCAGCGCAUUUCGCGGUAGGGCCGCAGGAAGAUGACGCCAUCAUACGUCAGCGGCUGCUCACGCGCACCUCCGUCACUCGCGGCGAACCACCGAUGAAAAAGCUCCUAAAGAAAUUCCUCGCUUUCACAUCAGAGGCGGCUCGGCCGGACAGCAGCAUGGCUGACUGCGAGAGACUAGCGCGCGCCGUGCUGCAUGAAAUGGCGGGAUUCGAGCAACCACUCGCCAUGUCCCGCGCCGUGAUCAGCGCUAACCGCCGCGAGCAGGAGCACUUUAACGAGCUGACGAAACAGCUAGAAGCGGAUAUUAUCGAGGCGGUGGCGCGGGUAGAGCAGCUGAUGGCGGAGGAGGCGGAGGCGCGGCGGCAGCGGCAGCACGAGGAGGAGUGCGAGCUGGUGCGGCGGCAGAUAGCGGCGCAGCCUGCGCGCGCGGUGUCAGAGGCGCGCAUAGCGGCGCUGGAGGCGGAAGUGGAGGCGCUGGAGGGGGAGAACGUGGGCGCGGGGCGAGUGGUGGAUCUCAGGCGGAAGCAAUUUGCUUUAUUGCUGCACACGAUGGAGGAGCUCCAAGGAGCCCUGGAGGAGGAUCCUUCGAGGGAGCUGGCAGCAGUGGUAGCAGCAGGAGGAGGAGGAGGAGGAGGAGGAGGAGGAGGAGGGGGGGGGGGGGGCGUGACCGUGAUGCCUGCUGGUAGGCCGUCUGCUGCAGCAGGGGGUGGGGAGGGCAGAGCAGCAACCCCACCACCGCCCACUCAACCGGAUGCCUCCGGGGCUUCUCCCAUGACAGUUGACUCGUGACACUUGGGCCGAAGGCUCGCUUGACUCUUUGAGGCGGCUGUCCCUGCUCCAUAUCUACCAUUCACUUGCCAGUUGUUGCAUCUCCUACACCACCUGUAACAUAAAAUCGUUCAGCUACGGAAGGUACAACUGGUGCUUGGUCACAACGCACAAAGUGAUUAUGAGAUACAGCC
Molecule: messenger RNA, 1202 nt
Organism: Closterium sp. NIES-67
Lineage: Eukaryota; Viridiplantae; Streptophyta; Zygnematophyceae; Desmidiales; Closteriaceae
Source: the annotation of a GenBank genome assembly